Candoia aspera is the source of this 1229-nucleotide messenger RNA. Its product is annotated as peptidoglycan recognition protein 3-like. The coding region runs from base 190 to 777 and encodes 195 amino acids. Gene Ontology annotation, biological process: peptidoglycan catabolic process. The transcript has 5 exons. The record is from RefSeq and is a predicted model, not a curated record. Gene Ontology annotation, molecular function: N-acetylmuramoyl-L-alanine amidase activity; zinc ion binding. Lineage: Eukaryota; Metazoa; Chordata; Lepidosauria; Squamata; Candoiidae.
CGUUUGACUUCGGCCCUCACUCUAGGGAAGAUUUCGACAUAUCCUUGCUCAGAGAGUCUUCAUUCUCCUUCGUUUUGACGGGUGACACUCUUCACCGCCGGUCUUUUCGGCUGGAGCGGUAAAACACCACGUCGUUCGGCAAGAAGUGACCUGCAACGAACACCUCAAGGCUACCAGCAGCAGGAGAAGAUGGCCAAAUUGCAGAUCUUUUUCUUGAUGUUAUGCUCUCUCUCACAAGCCACAGGCUGCUUCCAACUCAUCACCCCCUCGAAAUGGGGAGCCAGGCCAGCCAAUUGCUCCCAACCUUUGGGGAACGUCCCGCCCGAAUACGUCGUCAUCAUCCACACGGCUGGCAACCCCUGUAGGACUCAUGCCGACUGCCACAACGAGGUCAAGAGCAUCCAAAACUUCCAUAUGAACCUCAAAGGGUGGUGUGAUAUUGCCUACAGUUUCCUGAUUGGUGAAGAUGGAUAUGUGUAUGAAGGACGAGGUUGGCGCAACGUAGGAUCUCAUACCUAUGGCUACAAUGACCUCUCCUUGGGAAUUGCUUUCAUUGGCACUUUUGUGGAGAGGUCUCCUGAAGCCGUCGCUUGGAAAGCGCUGAAAUGUUUCCUUGAUUUCUCGGUGAAGAUUGGCUACCUGGCGCCAAACUAUAUAUUAUUGGCCCACAGCGACGUCAGUGACCUUGUGUCGCCCGGAGAGUUUGUCCGUGCGGAAAUUUCCAAGUGGCCAAACUACAAGCAUUCCCUCUAUGUUUUGGAUCGCGGUGGUCAAUAAACCUCACCGAGAAAGAAAAUAAACUGAUUUUCCCUCUUGGCACGCCGGUGAAAGGCGAUGUGUUGAGCUGCGGAAAGGUUGUCUUCAGCCAAGGGCCCCAUUUUCCGGGACACUCCAUUUCAACCUCUUUUUCAGACCUGUCCCCUUCCCCAAAAUAUUCCAUUUCUGUGGCCCCAAGCCUGUCCGAUCCUCAGUGAAUGAUUUUGGGGUUUUUAACUCACGUUCUGCUAGGCCGAGCGUGUCCGAUGCCUCUUGUACCUGUUAGGAUGAAAAUCCCACACCUUUUCUUUCCUGUGCUUCAAAUCAAAUCAAGUUUGUUACAGCUCAAAGGCCAGAUACAAUCUGUUCUUUCUUAGGGUUUCUCUGAAAUAAGGUCUCACUCUUUCUGGCUGGGUAGGGCACGUGGCGCAAAAAGAAUCAUGUUGUUGAUGUGAUUAUAAAGACGACCCAGC